Messenger RNA from Hyaloperonospora brassicae, 564 nucleotides. The record is from the annotation of a GenBank genome assembly. NCBI's taxonomy places the organism in Eukaryota, Oomycota, Peronosporomycetes, Peronosporales, Peronosporaceae.
AUGCCCCUCCUCCCCCUGCGCGCGCCCCACGUCCUGCGCCGCGGCCUCCCGACCCGUGCGGCGAUCGAGUGGUCGGCCAUCGCGCAGAAGCUGUCGGACCCGCGGGCGCGCGCGGCGCUCGACAGCCUCCGCGACGUCCACGGACAGCUGGCGGCCGAGGCCCGAGCGUACGUGCGCGAGCCCGAGGCCAUUGACUUUGCGUACUACCGCUCGGUGAUCAAGAACAAGGCGCUCGUGGACGCGAUGGAGAGCAACUACAAGACCAUUGCGUUCCCCACGAUCACGCCCGAGGAACUGGACGCGGCGGCCCAGUCGACGGAGCUGCCGGACGAGCUGCGGCUGAACGAGCAGGAGACGGUCGACGAGCUCUUUGGUCAGCUGAACGAGAAGGUGGCGGACUCGAAGGCGCGGAUUGAAGAGCUGAAGGAGCUCAUUGGGCUGAUGGAAGAGACGCGCACGACGUUGACGACGUCGAUGGACGAAGUGACGGCCAUGUACCCGGAGGUCGAGGAGGAGAUUGACACGGAGAUUGCCAACCUCGAGUGGGAGAAGGACACGCAGUAG